Phlebotomus papatasi is the source of this 3183-nucleotide messenger RNA. Its product is annotated as facilitated trehalose transporter Tret1-like. The coding region runs from base 865 to 2340 and encodes 491 amino acids. The transcript has 2 exons. Gene Ontology annotation, molecular function: transmembrane transporter activity. The record is from RefSeq and is a predicted model, not a curated record. Gene Ontology annotation, biological process: transmembrane transport. NCBI's taxonomy places the organism in Eukaryota, Metazoa, Arthropoda, Insecta, Diptera, Psychodidae. Gene Ontology annotation, cellular component: membrane.
GUUAUGUGAAAAUGGUAUUUUUACAGGAGAGACAUCAUAUAAAGCUUGUUGAGAGUUUUGUAUUUCUGCUGCACGUGUAAAUUUUCUGUCACAAGAAUUUUGUACUUUGUUAGUUACUCGAAUAUUUAAUGACGACAAAUCACAAAUAUUCGCACCAAUGCAAUGCCACAAAUAAUGAACAUUUAUCUAUGGGUAAAAGUAUUCUGACGAAAAUAUUUUAUAUGUGCAGAUUAUGGACUCUUAAAAUAUCCUUAAUUAAAACUUUGUAAGUUUAUUGGAUCUCGAAGACAAACAUACUGGUUCAUUUAUUUUUAAGUUUAUAAAACUAUUAACAAUUAUUUUAAUAAACAUUAUGUUCUGAAUGUGCAGAACAGUGUAAAAUUAUCAGCAUUAGUUAUAAAAAAAAGAUUUUACCUAUAUGUAAACUUUAAAAUCAGAUCUAGAAAAAAUAUGUCAUGUCGGGGUAUCAUUGUGAGAGACUGUUCUUAAUUGAAUAAAAUGUCCAAUUUAGAGAUUUCAAAUAAUAUUAGGUACGGUGAGUGACAGAUAAAGCACACGAAAAAAUUAGAAAUAAACGCAUCACUAUUCAUAACAAUACGUGAAUCUUUAAAUUAAAGAGAUGGCUGAUGGGAACAACAACUCGAGAUUUAAUGACAUUGUCAACAAUCGUAUGCAAAGUAUGGAAAAUGAUGCGAGUUCACAAAUCUUUUCAGUUUCAUCGCGGACUCCAAAGAGAGAUGUUCAAACACUGAUCAAAGAAGCCUCAAAGAUAAGGUCGAUACAGUAUAUAAAGUCCAAUUUAGUAUACGCAAUUUAAAGUUUUGUAUUACAAAUUAGACAAAAAGUGUAUUGAAAAUUUUUAAAAUGAAUCAACUUUCAAAGGCUGUUGUACGACAAACUAUUCUCUCGCUGUGCGUAUCACUUGGAUACUUUGGUAUUGGCCUCGUUCGUGGCUUCUCAGCACCAGCUAUUCCGUCCAUUAGAGACACGUUUCCUGAACUCUUACCGGGAGUCCAUAUUGAGACAUGGGUAAGCUCAGUGCCGCCCCUUGGAGCUUUCUUUGGAAGCUUAGUUACAGCCGUGCUCAUGCAUCGUAUGGGACGUAAAUUCUCUGUUUUGCUUGCGGCACCAAUCUGGGUUGUUUCCUGGGCAUUUAUUGCUCUCUCACAGCGCUGGGAAAUCAUCAUGACGGGGAGAAUAUUGUCUGGAAUCUCAGUCGGAGUAACCCUUCCAUCAGCGCAGAUCUACGUCAGUGAGUGCAGUGAUCCGAAAAUUCGAGGAGUUCUUGCAUCUUUUCCAUCAAUCGCUAUGUCUCUUGGCAUAGUAUUUUCCUAUGUCAUUGGUAGUUUCUUGACAUGGCGUCAACAAGCCUGGUUUGGAUGUGGGGUAGCUGUGAUACAAUUUUUGGCUAUUGUAUUCCUCCCAGAAUCUCCAGUUUGGCUUAAGUCAAAGAAAAAAAUUCCUGAAGCUGACAAUGCGGCAGAAUGGUUGGCUCUAAGUGGCUUUACUACAGACGCAGACCAGGCAAAUCAAGUGAAGGCUUACAAGUCCUAUUCCAUAAGGGCACUUUGCCGACGUACUGUCCUACUUCCUCUAGCUGUGGGUCUGGUACUUUUAGUGAUUCAACAACUAAGUGGAAUCGAUGCUGUGAUCUUUUUUACCGUUGAGAUUUUCCGAAGUGCUGGGAGUUCUAUCAAUGGAAAUAUUGCCACUAUAAUUGUAGGUUUAGUCCAAUUGCUGAGCAAUUUUGCAUCACUCAUUGUUGUGGAUCGUUUUGGACGUAAACCAUUGCUGAUCGUCUCGGGAGCUUUAAUGUCGAUGUCUAUGACUUCAAUGGGAUUUGCCUUCAACUUAACUGACCAUGGAAAUCACAACUAUGGAUUUUUGCCUUUAGUCAGUCUAAUUGUUUUUAUGAUUGGCUUUUCAGUGGGUUUUGGAUGUAUACCAUUUCUUCUCAUGGGUGAAAUCUUUCCCACCAAACAGCGCAGUAUUCUCAGCUCUUUUGCAGGAUCUUUCAAUUUGCUAAUCAUGUUCUUGGUGAUUUUCACUUAUCAUCCUCUUCAACAUGCCAUAACAACUGCUGGCACAUUUUGGGCAUAUGCUAUCAUGUGCCUAUGUGGCGUUAUCUUUGUGAUAUUUUUUGUUCCAGAGACAAAGGGACGCGAUCUCGAGAGUAUUACAUUGCUCUUUCAGAAGAAAUCACACUCAAGGAAAGUUUCCACGAUGUCAUCCGGAAUUGAUGAAAAAUGUGGUGUGGAUAAUCUCGCCAUGACAGUUACCGCCAGUGACGUAAAUCUUGCGUCGCGUUCCGAUGGAAUGAUACCAGUUAAUAAAACUUAACACACUGCACAAAUAUUCUUCAUACAUAAAAAGAUCAAUAAAAAGUGCAAAAGAAAACUUUAACAAUAGGAUACACUCAGUUAAUUAGCAUACUUACUCAAAAUCACAUAAUAAUUUGUAAAGUUAUUGUGCUAAAAAGUGCAAAUCUCCAACUCUUCCCCGAUGCCUCUGGCGAUAUGUGAAAACUAGUGAAAAUCAGUUUCUUACCGUCUCAUUGAGUCAUAGUCAAAAACUCAAAUUAUCAAUUAUACCAAAUUAAAGAUCUUAGUAUUUUGUUUGUUAAUUAGAUGCGAUAAAUAAUGAUUAGACAUAGUCAAUUUUCAUAUAUUUGCUCUAUAGUGUGAUCUAAGUUUUUGGGAUCAUCCAGUCAACGGUCAUCGGACUUGUGACUAAAUUCCAUACCUGACUGGAUGAAUGAAAUAAGAAUUUGUACGCAUAUACACAAUUUUAUAUUCAAAAUAUAAGGUAAUUAAUAUAUUUUUUUAAACAAAAGUCACCUGAGUAUUAGAAUUAUUAACGCUUUUUUUUGUGGAGGGAAUACUCUCCUGGACACAUCAUCAGUAUUUCGACCGUCUUCUAAAAAUUUAUUUAGUCUAAAUAAAAUUAGCAUAUUAUUUUGUUGAAGCAAUCAUAAUUAAAAGCUCAAACAAUUGAUUUACAUAAAAUUUGCACCAGUCAAUAAUUUAUUUUAUUUCCAAUAUAAUCUUGGUAAAAACGAUAUUACAAGAAAGAUUUUUUAAUGGUGUACAGUUAAACCAUAAAAAAUCAUUUUUUUAUUUAAAUAUUGCUAUUAACCCUUUAAUGACGAGACACUUUUUACGGACUGAAAAUCAACAAUAAAAA